CCGUAACCUACCACCCAACCCACAGAGCGCAAACAUAAGAUGGGAGUCGGCAAUAGAUUCAAGAAGCAAGGGCCACCAGCGCCUUUGGAUGAAUCGAAGAUCACAUUGAAGAGGAAGAAUGUGACUACGGUCUCCGCGAAUGGCUCUAGUAAAAAGCGAAAGGUUGAGGAGGAAGGUGGAAAACGGUCUUCCAAAACGAAGGCGAAAUCUUCGGCGCCAGACGUCAAGCCCUUAAAAGCAGGAGAUGAAAAGAAGAGCAAGAAGAGCAAGGACUCGGUUGUCAAUGGCAAGAGUCGAAAGCUUGCAAAGUCUCCUGAGCUAGACUCGGACGGCGAGGGCUUGGACGUUGCAGACUUGAACGGCGAUGCCGUUGACGAUCCGGACAUCAUGGAAGAUGAGUUUGGCGGCGUUGCGACUAACGGAUUCGAUGACGAUCUGCUGAGUGACGAUAUUGAGCUGGACAGUGAAGACGAAUUUCCAGAUUCUGGCUCCGAUGUCAUGGACUCGGACGAGGAAGUCAUGCGCAAAGCUAUGUGGUCUGAAGACGAGGAUGACGAAGAAGCAGAGGAAAGACUCACAGCCGCAAACAUUGAGGGCUUGUCGAAACAACUCGAUGCACAACAAGCAAAAGAGGCGCGAGAGGCAGAGGAAGAGUUAAUACAGACAAACAUUGCCGGCGACAAGCCCAAGAUCCUUGACGACGAGAACGAAGACGAAGCUGGUCAUGCUCCACAUCUUGCGCCAGAUCUCCAGCUUCUUCGAAACCGUAUUACGGAGAACAUUCGUGUUCUAGACAAUUUCGCGGAACUUGCAGAGGAAGGACGUUCGCGUGCCGAAUAUACGGCACAGCUGCUUAAGGACAUCUGUGCAUACUACGGCUAUUCGCCAUUCCUUGCUGAGAAACUAUACAAUUUGUUUCCACCCCGCGAAGCAUUUGCCUUUUUCGAAGCAAACGAAACACCUCGACCCAUGGUCAUUCGCACCAACACCUUGCGAACCCAUCGGAGAGAGCUUGCACAAGCACUAAUAAAUCGCGGCGUCACUCUUGAACCGGUCGGCAAGUGGUCCAAAGUCGGCUUGCAGAUUUUCGAAUCGCAAGUCCCUCUCGGCGCAACGCCAGAAUAUCUUGCUGGCCAUUAUAUCCUGCAAGCUGCCUCAUCAUUUCUGCCAGUCAUGGCUCUUGCCCCCCAGGAGGGUGAGCGAAUUCUCGACAUGGCAGCUGCUCCUGGCGGUAAGACCACGCAUAUCGCAGCGCUUAUGCGCAACACGGGUUGCAUUUUUGCAAACGACGCAAACAAGGUCCGUGCUAAAGGUCUGAUUGGCAACAUUCACCGCAUGGGUGUCAAAAAUACCAUUGUGUGCAAUUACUCCGCACUUGAGUUCCCCAAAGUCAUGGGUGGAUUUGACCGGGUGUUACUUGAUGCGCCUUGUUCCGGCACAGGAGUUAUUGCUAAGGAUCAGAGCGUCAAGACAAACAAGACGGAGAAGGACUUCCUGAAGAUGCCGCACUUGCAGAAACAACUUCUCCUUGCCGCUAUUGACUCUGUUGAUCAUGCGAGCAAAACUGGUGGAUACAUUGUCUACUCGACGUGCAGUGUCACCGUCGAAGAGAAUGAACAGGUCGUGCAGUAUGCGCUCAACAAACGCCCGAACGUAAAGCUCGUGUCCACGGGCUUAGUUUUUGGUAAGGAAGGGUUCACAAGACAUAUGGGCAAGAUCUUUCAUCCUAGCAUGAAAGAAACUCGAAGAUACUACCCUCACACUUACAACGUGGACGGUUUCUUUGUCGCCAAAUUCAAGAAGAUAGGUCCCACAAAGCCAGGCAUGGUCAACAGCUCCAAUGCUGCUGGCCGUAAAACAGAGAGGGACGUCGAGCACGUGGAUCAUACGCCCAUUGUUGACGAGGAAAAGGAGGAUGACUUUGGCGGAUUUGAUGACGAGGAAGAUGAGAAGUAUAUUGAGAGGGCGAGGAGGUCUAGUUUGAGAAGAAAGGGCAUUCACCCAAAAAGUGUGGACAAGGGGAGAAAUGCAGCGAAGACGAAGGCAUAAGAUCAUUCACGCGGAUAGCUCGCCAAUCUCUGAGAUGAACUAAAACACACUUGACCUUCCGGGUUUGCUUCUCUAGGUAAAUAGCAUAGUUGAGGAUACCCAGCAAUCUUCCAUAUUUGCAAGAUUCAGGCUCCAAGUGGCUACCUUCAAUUUAAUCAAUCUUUAUUCCGAUGGAACGG
Molecule: messenger RNA, 2228 nt
Organism: Verruconis gallopava
Lineage: Eukaryota; Fungi; Ascomycota; Dothideomycetes; Venturiales; Sympoventuriaceae
Exons: 1
Coding region: 40-2049 (669 amino acids)
Biological process (GO): rRNA base methylation; maturation of LSU-rRNA
Cellular component (GO): nucleolus
Molecular function (GO): RNA binding; rRNA (cytosine-C5-)-methyltransferase activity
Source: RefSeq, a predicted model, not a curated record